This is a messenger RNA of Chondrus crispus (carragheen), 1230 nucleotides long. The record is from the annotation of a RefSeq genome assembly. NCBI's taxonomy places the organism in Eukaryota, Rhodophyta, Florideophyceae, Gigartinales, Gigartinaceae.
AUGGCACGUGCAAAAUUUGAGCGUAAAAAACCUCAUGUAAACAUUGGAACAAUUGGACAUGUAGACCACGGUAAAACAACUUUAACAGCUGCUAUAUCUGCAACGUUAGCUGCUGCAAGUGAUACAAAAGCAAAAAAGUUUGAUGAAAUUGAUGCUGCUCCUGAAGAAAAAGCAAGAGGCAUUACUAUUAACACUGCACAUGUAGAGUAUGAAACUGAAAACAGGCAUUAUGCUCAUGUAGACUGCCCAGGACAUGCUGAUUAUGUUAAAAAUAUGAUUACUGGUGCUGCACAAAUGGAUGGUGCUAUUUUAGUCGUUUCUGCUGCUGAUGGACCUAUGCCACAAACUAGAGAACAUAUUUUAUUAUCAAAACAAGUUGGUGUACCUAAUAUUGUUGUAUUUCUAAAUAAAGAAGAUCAGGUUGAUGAUGAUGAAUUAUUAGAAUUAGUAGAACUAGAAGUUCGUGAACUUUUAACACAAUACGAUUUUCCUGGUGAUGAUGUACCAUUUGUUGCUGGAUCAGCAUUAUUAGCUUUAAAUAAAGUAACUAAUGAAAAUAAUAUUAAAAGAGGUAAAGAUAAAUGGGUUGAUAAAAUUCAUUCUUUAAUGGAUUCUAUAGAUGAAUAUAUACCAACUCCUGUCAGAGAUACAGAAAAAACAUUUUUAAUGGCUGUAGAAGAUGUAUUUUCUAUUACUGGAAGAGGUACUGUAGCAACAGGUAGAAUUGAAAGAGGUAUAAUUAAAGUAGGAGAUACAAUCGAAAUUGUAGGCUUGAAAAAAACUACUACUACUACUAUUACAGGCCUAGAAAUGUUUCAAAAAACUUUAGAUGAGGGUAUGGCUGGAGACAAUAUCGGUAUUUUAUUAAGAGGUGUACAAAAAAAAGAUAUUGAAAGAGGUAUGGUACUAGCACAACCAGGAACUAUUACCCCACAUACUCUCUUUGAAGCACAAGUAUAUAUUUUAACAAAAGAAGAAGGUGGUCGACACACACCAUUUUUUUCUGGAUACCGGCCUCAGUUUUAUGUAAGAACAACAGAUGUUACUGGAACAAUUACACAAUUUACAGCAGAUGAUGGUUCAAAAGCAGAAAUGGUAAUGCCUGGAGAUCGUAUUAAAAUGAGUGCAGAAUUAAUUAACCCCAUUGCUAUAGAACAAGGAAUGAGAUUUGCUAUUCGUGAAGGAGGAAGAACUGUAGGGGCUGGUGUAGUUUCUAAAAUUUUAGCAUAA